AUGGCAAAAGAUAAACAUCAGAAAUCUUUGGGAUUAGAUAGCAUAGCUGUUGUUAUGAUAAUAGAAGGGCAUAAGCUAUGGAAUUUCGCAGUUGAUAAUGGAAUUAACAUUUUCUGUAACCCUUCUAGAGAUGCUGGGUCAGAACCUGAAGGAUGUCCGGUUAGUUGGUUAAGUCAUGUGGAACUGCAAAAACGCAAUUAUUAUACAAUUAAUAAACAACCAAAAAUUAUCCAUGUCAAUCAUCAUAUAAAACCGGAAGAUAAAUAUUUUCCAAAACCCGUAUCUAUCAAUAAAAUUGACCGAUCGGAUGUUAUACUUAAACCUUUAUCUAGCCCGUUACGUCUAAAAUGA
Messenger RNA from Schistosoma bovis, 351 nucleotides. The record is from the annotation of a GenBank genome assembly. Lineage: Eukaryota; Metazoa; Platyhelminthes; Trematoda; Strigeidida; Schistosomatidae.